GUUGUUGAUCGAUAUCCACCAUCAUUGGGUGGACUUGCCGCUGGCCCUGUGUCGGCGGUAUUCCCCCUGCCAUAAGUCUUCUCAGCAAUAUUGCUGGUAUCAAACUCUCAAGGUGGUGCUUCGUCCUGAUAGUCCUACAAUCAUCCUACAGCGCCCUUUUCUGAGUCCCUCAUGGCGUCCACCGAACUAGCUACGGAGCGUGCUCUGUAUAUUGUGAAUACCAUUGGCUACGUCAUUUAUGGAGGAAUCCUAUUUCUAUAUGCCUAUUCUACCUACCGGACUAUGGCCUCAAGGCGUCCAAUGCCGCGCAGGCUAUUCUACAUAAGUUUUGGAGGCCUUCUCGUGAUCCUUUUGACAGUCAGCGGCCCAACUAAUGCCGUCUUCUGCGAAUCAAUGUGGAUAGACCCUGUGACAGACUCUGCCGCAAAUAUUCUGAUAGACGGACUCACACUUUAUCGUUGUUCCAUCAUUUGGGGCUCAAGGUUGCAAAUAAUUCUUUUAUUUUUCAUCUUCUUCUUCUUGUUUAUUGUCCGUUAGGGCGAGGCCCUAUAGUAGACAGUAUGUACUGUAAAUAACGUGUCCGGGAUGUUUGUUGUACACAUGAUGAUAACUGUAGUAAUGGUUCAGGCUGGG
This is a messenger RNA of Suillus clintonianus, 633 nucleotides long. RefSeq lists its product as uncharacterized. The record is from RefSeq and is a predicted model, not a curated record. The transcript has 4 exons. NCBI's taxonomy places the organism in Eukaryota, Fungi, Basidiomycota, Agaricomycetes, Boletales, Suillaceae. Bases 172 to 537 code for a protein of 121 amino acids.